Messenger RNA from Pseudophryne corroboree (corroboree frog), 1138 nucleotides. RefSeq names its product histone H3.3A. NCBI's taxonomy places the organism in Eukaryota, Metazoa, Chordata, Amphibia, Anura, Myobatrachidae. Gene Ontology annotation, cellular component: nucleosome; nucleus. Gene Ontology annotation, molecular function: DNA binding; structural constituent of chromatin; protein heterodimerization activity. The record is from RefSeq and is a predicted model, not a curated record. The coding region runs from base 135 to 545 and encodes 136 amino acids. The transcript is spliced from 4 exons.
GAAAGGGAGCUCUGACGUAGCACGUUGUCUGACUAUAUAAGGUGAGCACUCGGCUGCCUUACGUAUAGACGAUCCUUGGUGACGGAAGAGUGUGCAGUGUCUUCUAGUAGCAAGACAACAUUAGAGGUUAGAACAUGGCACGUACAAAGCAGACCGCUCGUAAAUCAACUGGAGGAAAGGCGCCCCGCAAGCAGCUGGCAACAAAGGCAGCCCGGAAAAGUGCGCCAUCUACUGGCGGUGUGAAGAAGCCGCAUCGGUACAGGCCAGGAACUGUUGCUCUACGUGAGAUCCGUCGUUACCAGAAAUCAACAGAGCUACUGAUCCGUAAGCUCCCAUUUCAACGCCUGGUGAGAGAAAUUGCACAGGACUUCAAGACUGAUCUGCGGUUCCAGAGUGCUGCUAUUGGAGCUUUGCAGGAGGCCAGUGAAGCAUAUCUGGUGGGUCUGUUUGAAGACACCAACCUUUGUGCCAUCCAUGCCAAAAGGGUUACCAUUAUGCCCAAGGACAUCCAACUUGCUCGCAGGAUACGAGGAGAACGGGCAUAGUCGCUUGUGACUAAUUUUUAUAGUAAAUCCUGUAAAAUACUUUGUUUUCCAUUUGUUUUAUAUUCUGUCUCCUUUUGUACCUUGCAAUCCAUUCCAUCUGCCACUCAGGGUGACUGCUUAUCAUGGCUGCCCUCUUACUGUUGGCUCCAAUUGGAGCUUGACAUAGGGCAGUAGGUGCUUCUACUGCUUUUGCAUGACUCUGACCCUGUUCUAUGUUGCAACCAAUGCAAUAAGUUGCUGGUUAUAGAUCCUCCAGCGUGACAACCAUGCUAUAACUGCAUAUACCUGACAUUCACCUUGUAUUCAAGAUAUGUUCAAGACUAACAGGGUCAUUCUGUUGUGAUUAUCCUGCCUAGAAUUUGACCACACUAAACUGUUGGGACUGUUAGUUUGGUAUUCCUGAAGUUUUGCUCCAUUGUUUCAUGUAACUCAGAGCUGGCAAGUUUAACACUGCUGGCACAUCGUGAGGAUUUUUUGGUGCUUCUGAAGUGCAGAUUGAUGUGUUAAGGCAGCUACAGAACACAAUGUGCAUUUAUGAGAGCUAUUUUAUAUAUUGUAGUGUCCAUAUUUUAAAUUAAAUGUUUUACAUUCAA